AAGUGUUUUCCCUCCAUCUUCCCCAAAAUUCCACCCGCAAUCGAAUAAACCCAUAUCUCAGUCCCAUUAACCCGACCCGAAUCAAGAUGAAGUUCAAAGCGUUCCUGACGGACAACGGCAUCAACCUCUUGGAGAAGAGAAUCCUCCCGGCGCUGGACAAGAUGGGCAAAAUCUGCCACCUCUACUUCACCCGCGACCACGCCUUCUUCCUCCACAACCUCCUCAACGCCGACGGUGUCCAAUCUGUCGCCCAGUUCAAGCAGCAGUCGCUCUUCCACGACUAUCGGAUUUCCAGCCAAAACGACGACAAGAUCGCCUUUUGUAUCGACCUCUCCCUCCUCCACCGCGCCCUCCGCUCCAUCCUCGCCAUCUACGUCGAGUCCAGGGACUUCAAUUCCAGUGGCCUCCAGAUAAAAUUGGUCAAGAAGUUACCCCCGCACUCGACCCAACCGAUGCCGUUUCUGACGUUUGAAGCAAAAGGGCACAAGUCCGCGGUGGUCCAGGACGUGCCCAUUUCGAAACCCCUGUCGCGGGCGGAUGUUCAGGAGCUCCAGCUCGCGCUGGAAAGUGCUCAGGAAAUGCCUGCGACUCUAGUUAGAGCGCCCGAGCUGAAUUCGCUGCAGAAUUUUGUUGAUAGGAUGAAGCACGUUGGGGAGGUUAUGGGGGUCUCCAUAAGUAAAUGCGGAGACUUGCAUUUGCAGAUUUCGACAAGUUUGAUCACAUUGGGGGCUGAGUUUCGGAGGCUUAUGGUUUUAGGGGAGAGGGCUGAUCGGGUGGUGGGGGAUGAGGGUUUGAGUGCUCAGACUAGGAUUGAGAGGGCUGUUCAGAGAGGAGAUGCGAUGAAUGUGCAAGUUAGUGUGAAGCAUUUUUUCAAGUCUCUGCAGUGUAGUUUGGCGAGGCCCGAUGCUGCAUUCUAUGGGAUUGCUCCCCAGGGUGCUUGUUUGAUUGUUAUUUUUCAGUUCUUUGUUCCUGGGACAAGGCAAACGGAUAAAUCUAUAAGUCUGCAUUGUCGGCUCCCUGUGCUCGAUCCCGGUUCUAACUGAUGCUGCAUUCGAUGGGAUUGCUCCCCAGGAUGCUUGUUUGAUUGUGAUUUUUCAGUUCUUUGUUCCUGGGCCAUGGCAAACGGAUAAAUCGAUAAGUCUGCAUUAUCGGCUGCUUGUGGUUGAACCCGGUUCCAACUGAAGCCUCCGGGUGAUGUAGUCCAUCGUGCCUUGCUAAUUUUCAUAACAUUGUCUAUGGAUCUUAUUGAGUUGCAUUUUGCCACGCUCCAGGGCUUCAUCGGCUUCAUGUAUAUAUAGCAGAUGUCAUGAGUGGCUAUGCCGCCGAUUGAUGGAAUGCAUUGUAUGGUGUAGAUUCUCAUGUUACCUCAACAAAACAGAGAGUUGUAAUGUGAUUUCCUGCAUUCCAAGCAGUGGCAAGGGAACUUGGUUGCUAGAGGAGUUUCAGAUAUGCCACUCCUCUUGUUUUGUCAUCAAUGGAACGCAUUGUUAUAAGUUAAAUUAUGAUAUCUGCAUUCUGCGUUCUGUCUGCUUAGAA
Messenger RNA from Sesamum indicum (sesame), 1536 nucleotides. RefSeq names its product Hus1-like protein. Gene Ontology annotation, biological process: telomere maintenance; mitotic intra-S DNA damage checkpoint signaling; double-strand break repair via homologous recombination. Gene Ontology annotation, cellular component: checkpoint clamp complex; site of double-strand break; nucleolus. The record is from RefSeq and is a predicted model, not a curated record. NCBI's taxonomy places the organism in Eukaryota, Viridiplantae, Streptophyta, Magnoliopsida, Lamiales, Pedaliaceae.